AUUCGCCGCGCAGUCCCUUUCCCGUCACCACUUCCCUCCACCCGCACGCCACCUGUCUACGCGCCUGCACAGCACCGCCGCCAUGGGGAAGAAGAAGGGCAAGAACAAGAGCAAGGGCUCUGCGAAGAGCACACCCAAGAACACCCCCAAGAACACGCCGCGCCGCACGCCCUCCACGUUCCACCCGUGGCCACAGGAGGAGGAGAAGCCCAGGUACUCCCUCGCCGACGAAGCGCGCUACGUCCUGGGCCACCGCAAGAACGCCUUCGAAUCUGGCAAGAAGCUGCGCGACAUGCCUGUCCACUUUGUUAGCGCCGGCCUGCUGGAAGGCACCAUCAAGGAGCGCGAGAAGGUGACGGUGACGGUGACGGGGUCUGGUUCCGAGUCGGACGCUGAGUCUCUCGCGCCUUCCCCAUCCUCGUCCGCUUCGCCACCGGACAACACCAGAGCCAUGGCCCAGAUGGCGAUUCGCAGCCCCUCGCCCGCACCAUCAGAGGCCUCGAGCGCAUCCAGCGAUGAGGUUGUCUUCCAGGGGCGUGGCAACACAUCAGCGCCUCGGUCCACCGCCGCAUCGAGGGUUGAGAGCCCUCUGCCACAGAAGCAAGCAGGCGCAGGCGCAGUCGCCGAGGCCGUGAACAGUGCGGUCGAGCACGCCAACGCACAGGCAGGCGCAGUCGCUGCCCACGUCGCUGAGUCUGCUUCCGUUCCGGUCGAAGACGUGCACGUCAAGCCCAAGGUCAACGUGAGCAUUCGGGUCAAAGAUUCUCAGCCUGCCGCUCUCAGCGCUGCUCCCGGGCCAGAAGCCGUCGCCGCCGCCGCCGACGCCGAGUCAGAUACCGACAUCGUUACCGACAAUGCGUUCGCGAAGCGACGAGGAGACAAGCCUGCGUGGGAAGGCGCCACAACACCUUGGGAGCACAAGUCCAAGCCGGGCAUAGGGUGGUUGCCCGUCGAGGAUCGUCCGGACAUGGACGCUUUCCUUGCCGGUGACGUUGAUCCUCGCGAUGCCGCCAUGGAUGAUUACAUGCAGAACAUGGAAGAUUUCGGCCUGACUGGCGACCUCAUGGCCGCAUCGGGUUUUGCACGGCGCGAAAUGGAUCUCGACGCUGGGAGCCACAACGACUGGGAGUCGGCAUCGGGCAGUCAGGCAGGCGACGAGCAAGAUCCGACCGACAGCUGGGACUCUGACAUGCUCCAAGACCUUGAGGGUAUGAGCACAUCAUCUGAUGUCAUGGAUACCGUUGUUAAGAUUCUCUCGAAGCGGAAUCGCAAGAGCGGAGUCCAGUACCUGUGCGUGUAUGAAGGCUCCGUGGUUGACGACGCUCGCUGGCUGCCGGGCGGUUACCUCCAGAGUUCUGCUGAGAAAGACUUGAUCCAGGCCUUUGAGGAGGCCUUUCUGCUUCGCAAGAAGGCAGAGUUGGGCGACAGCAGCACGAGCGACUCUGGGGGUAAAGAAGAGGAGGACGAAGACGACGAUAGCGACUCCGAGGACGACGAGGAUGACGAUGACUUCGGUGAAGACGAAGAGCUCGAUGAUGAGACCAUCGCUCGAGUUCUGCAAAAACAAGAGGAGCUCGGCUUGGGCGCAGACGAGCUUAUGCUUUACGCAGCUGACGACUACUUCGGCGCAUCCUCCCGCGCGGACGACUACAUUCCCCUCAACGUCGGUCGAUCGAAUCGGAAGCAGCCAAAGCGUGGCGGGCGAAGGAAUCGCGAGCCUACCUUCCCUUCCGCCUCCGCCAUGGCAGACGCGCUCGAUAUGGAUCCCUACAACGGCUUCGAUAUCAUGGACACUGAGCGCCCGUCGCUGAAGCCUAAGAAGAAGGGCCGACGUGGCCAGAUGCCCUUUGAGCUGCUUGAUGACUCCGAUCUCAACGAACAACUACAGAAUGCGUGGGAGAACGAUCGUCAAAAGAAGCGCACGAAGAAGGCCGAACGAGAAGAGCUACGGCAGCAGGGCCUUCUCGGCAGGAAGGGCAAGGCACCCAACCUGAAGGUCAAAUACAAGGAUGGUUUGAUGAUGGAGGACGUCCUCGAGGAGAUGCGCGAGUUUUUGGUUGGCGACAUGCAAACCCUCGCUUUACCUCCGAUGGACGCCUCCCGACGUGCGACCAUUCAUCAGGCUGCAGAUCAUUUCAAGCUCACAUCGCGCUCUCGUGGAGAUGGCCUCGAUAGAUUCAUCGUUCUCACCAAGACCACGAGGACACGGACCUAUACCGACAACGAGUUCGACAAGGCGAUCCUCCACAAAGGUCUACUCUACCGUCUCUCCGGACCAACCUUCUCGCAGAAGGGCGAUCGUCCACGCAAGUCCGCCACCGUUCGUUUCGGAGGAGCGCGAGGCAAACCCUCGACCGGCUACCGCGACGGCGAGACAGUCGGUGCCAACGCGCCUGAGAUUGGCCCUGAGAACAGAGGACAUGCCUUGUUGGCCAAGAUGGGUUGGUCGAAGGGUAUGGGACUUGGUGCUCUGGAUAACAAGGGCAUCUUGCAGCCAAUCGCGCAUACAGUGAAAAUGACCAAGGCGGGCUUGCAAUAAGCCAUCUGCUUCCUUGUAUUGCCGUUCUUCAUUCCGCGGUUCUUCGCCUCGAUUACUAUGGGUCUGCGCAGCUUCAACGUUAGCUGGCUUGCCAUCUGGGAGGUGUUGUUUGUACGAGUAUCUGGAGU
This is a messenger RNA of Macroventuria anomochaeta, 2667 nucleotides long. RefSeq lists its product as uncharacterized. Gene Ontology annotation, molecular function: nucleic acid binding. The coding region runs from base 83 to 2539 and encodes 818 amino acids. Lineage: Eukaryota; Fungi; Ascomycota; Dothideomycetes; Pleosporales; Didymellaceae. The record is from RefSeq and is a predicted model, not a curated record. The transcript is spliced from 3 exons.